AUGAGUUUUAUUGAUCAAAUCCCAAAAAGUUUUAUUCCAAAGUUAGAUGACUUUAGAAAUAAAUUAAAACCACUCGAAGGUUCAGUUGAUUAUUGUCCAAAGGCUUGGUUUUUAGGUCCAAAAGCAGAAAAUUCUGAAUUAUUAAUGACUCUCCUCAAAAGAGCAAUUGAUGCUCAUCUUCAAUCAAGAAUCAAUUUCCACAAAGAAGAUGCACCAAUUUUCGAAGAUUCUUACAAAAAAGAUCCUGUAUACCUCAAUGCAGCAAAAGACAUGACCAAAAAAGUUGAUGAAGUUUUAAAUUUCUUAAAACACUCUCUUCCAUAUUCAUCCUUUAGAUAUCAAGGACAUAUGACAUCUGAUGUUACUAUUGCUGGUGUAAUUGGUGCCACUGCUACUAUUUUAUACAAUCCAAACAAUGUAACAGUUCAAGCAAGUCCAGUAACCACAUUUAUUGAAAUGGCAGUUAGUAAUGAUCUUGCCCGUAUGGUUGGUUGGGAAUUUCCAGAAAAAAUUCCAAAGUUUAAUAACAGACAUGAAAAGAAACUUUUUGAAGAUAAAAAUAUUAUUCCAUGCUUCCAUUUAACUUGUGGUGGUACAGUUUCAAAUAUUGAAGCUUUCUGGGCUUCAUACUGGACUAAAUUUAUUCCACUUGCUUUGAAAUCUGCUCUUAUCAACGAACCAGAAUUAGCAGGUGCCAAAGAUAUUCCUGUCACAUUGGCUAAUGGUACAGUAAAGAAACUCAUUGAAGUUACUUCAUGGGAAGGUAGUAAUAUUAACACUGAUGAAACUGUUAAACUUCCAUAUGAUGUUGCUGAAAUUUUAAAUCUUGAAGAAGCCAAAGUUAUUUUCUUAUUAAAGAAAUACCAUCCAUCUGUAAUUGGUAACAGAAAAUUCUUUAACGAUCAUAACUUAAAAGAUCCACUCAUGUUUGCUUCAGGUGCUGCUCAUUAUUCAAUUCCAAAAGCUGCUGCUUUAUUAGGUUUAGGAUCUGGUGCAUUAAUUAGUUUGCCAGUUGAUAACCAUGCUCGUGUUGAUUUAACUGAUUUAAAGAAGAGAUUAGAUGAUUGCGUUGCAAAUCAAAUUCCAGUUAUUCAUUGUGUGGCUGUUAAUGGUACCACUGAAGAAUCUGCAGUCGAUGAUUUCGAAGGUAUGGUUCUCCUUAGAAGUGACAUGAAUAAAAAAGGUUUAGCCUUCAAUUUAGUUGCUGAUUGUGCUUGGGGUGGUUACUUUAGUUCAAUCAUUAAAGAUGACUAUCAACUCGAAAAUCCAAAGAAUGAUAUUUUAUAUCCAACAAGAACAAAACAAGCUCCAGUUCCAUAUUCAAAUGAUCUUAAUGAUACUGAUUCCGAAUUAUUUGCUAGCAAACAUUUUGCCAGACAAUUAAGAGCAUUAAAACAAUUCGAUACAAUUACAAUUGAUCCACAUAAAGCAGGAUAUAUACAUUAUGAAUCUGCAUCUAUUGGUUAUCGUAAUAAGAGAUUCAGAGAUAUUUUAGUUUACACUGCAACCUAUAUUGGUGGAUCAAAUGUACCAAGUGUAGGUAUCUAUGGUAUUCAAGGCUCAAAAGCUGGUGCCAAUGCAGUUGCUGCUUAUUUGAGCCAUUCAAUUAUGCGUACAUCAAAAUCUGGUUAUGGUAUGAUCUUAAAGAGAUGUUUAUUAAGUACAAGACUCUUCUACUUGAGAUUAUUAUGGUUAUGUGGUGAUAAUGAUCAAUUCAAAGUUGUUGGUGUACCAAUUGAACCAUCUAAGGAAACCCUCGAUAAUCUCAAAUCAAGAUUAUACGAUGCCAAUGGUCAAAUGAAGAGUGUUGAUACAAUUUGUCAAGAUCAACAACUCGUCGUUGAUUUAGCUGAAGUUGGACCAGAUCAAAAUAUCGUUUGUUUUGGUAUUAAUUUCAAGGAUGCCAAUGGUAAGUGGAAUACUGAUUACAACAAAUACUGUGAUGUUAAUAAUCAAAUCUAUGAAAGAUUUGAUUAUAAAAAAGAAGUUGGUAUGGCUCAAUUUGAUUUAAUUUUCUCAAAUACCGCUUUCAACGAUCAGUAUGGUCAAGUAUUCCAACAAAGUCUUGCCCAAAGAUUUGGUCUCACUACCAAUGUUCCAGCUUUUGGUAGUAAUAAAUUCCAAUUACCAGUUUUAAGAUCAACUGUUAUGGAUGUCUUUGCUAACGAAACCACUAAAGGUUCAUUCUUUGAUGUUACAAUGCCAUUGUUCAAAUCAGAAUGCGCUAAAAUUGUUGCUGCAUUUGUUAACGCUUCCAAGGCUUCAAAACCAACUCUUUAA
Messenger RNA from Dictyostelium discoideum AX4, 2280 nucleotides. Its product is annotated as pyridoxal phosphate-dependent decarboxylase family protein. Lineage: Eukaryota; Evosea; Eumycetozoa; Dictyosteliales; Dictyosteliaceae. The transcript has 4 exons. Gene Ontology annotation, molecular function: pyridoxal phosphate binding; carbon-carbon lyase activity. The record is from RefSeq and is a predicted model, not a curated record. The coding region runs from base 1 to 2280 and encodes 759 amino acids.